ACCAAGCAGCAGCACAGCCCACCUAAAGUUUUUCCAUUUGGCUAGCAGCGUUUGCUUGUCAAACUAAAUGUGUCGUAAAAACCACAAAUUAUAUUUAAACGCCGUUAUUGGAUGGCGUUCGAUGUCUCAGUAAGUUUGGUGAAUCUGUCCAAACAGUCAAAUACGGGUUUCAUCGCGAUAUCUCAUGACUGCCAUGACCUGCAAAUUAAGUGGCCUGUUCAGCAUUGGCGAGGACUUUGAUGAUGAGGACCUGCUGGGGACAGACUGGGUUGUCCGCUCAGCGUCUGGACCAGCCGAUGUGGCAGCUGCUGUGUCAUCUUGCACGCUGCGGGCCCCCUCUGUUGCUCUCAGAGAGCCGGAGGAAAAUUGCCUUCAGCAAACUGGAGAGAGAUCAGCUGCCCUGCGUAAUGGCACAGCAUCAAGGAGCAGCACACACACUGCUGCUGGACAAACUGUUGCUUCGGGUUUGCGACAGCUCCCCUCCUCCUCCUCCUCCGUUCAGCCUCCCCACCCCCGUCCUCCCGCACUGAAUAAUGCUCCGCCUAAUUUGGCAUCACAACAGAGUCAUGCUAACUCUGAGGGGCAGCUGAAGCCCUGCGUGGCGCAGGAUGAUUUUGAUGAGUGGGAUGUUGACCUAGCAGACCUGGAUGAGUGUGACCGCCAGAUGGGGCAGUCGCUUCAACCUCCUGCUCCAACCCCACCUGCGCCCGCGGUCAGUCCUGUAUCUUCAGCCAAAACGCUGCGACCCCCGACCUGUGGAGGGAUUGAGACACGAUCUGAUCGGAGCCUGGGAGAGCUCAGCACUGUACGCCAGGUUUCUGGCUCAUCUAGUCAUAACAUACCUCCUCAGACCCUCCCCACUCCUCUUCUGCGAUCUCCAAAUCCCCGCCCUGCUUUUCUAUCUAUCCCUCCACAGAGUCCUAGUGUUUUCCCUGGCCUUACAGCGGCUUAUCCUGCCCCCAGCCCCAUUUCCAGGACUCUCAACAGGCCCCAGCAGCCACAGAGACCAUGGGCAACUCCAGGACCCUCCCCUCAAGGCCGUGGCCUCUUUGAGACAGUCUCCCCAGCACCCUCUUCCUCCCCGUCUGUGAGCUCCUCCACUCUGAGCCCUCAUCCCCUUCACACACCGGUCCUCACCAACCGCCUGGUCCAGCUGGUAUCUGCCUCCAAUAAGCUUCCUAAGAAGAGGCCUCGCUCUGAGCCUCACCGGCCCAGGACCCGACGCUUCCCUGGUCCUGCUGGACUCCUGCCACAGCAGCCGCAGGGUCGGAGCCUGGACGACAUAGUGGUUUCUGUCCCUCAGACUCCUGCUCAUGGUGCUGUGGCCCGGUUGCCAAGCCAGGGUUCCAGCUCACAGACUGAGGAAGACGAGUUCAGCGGUGGUGCCUGGGCGGCGAUGAAGGCAGAGAUGGGAUUGGAUGAGAGGAACCGCUUGUGCUUCCUGCACUCCUACAGUGUUGUCAUGGUACUUCGAAAGGCUGCACUGAAACAGCUGGCAAAAAACAAAGUGCCCAACAUGGCCGUGCUCCUGAAGAGCAUCAUCCACACACACGCUGAUGCCAAGGCUGUGUUUAAAGACCCAACAGGGGAGAUUCAGGGAACAGUGCAUCGGCGGCUCCUAGAGGACAGAGUGGAGGAGCUGAAGGUCGGAGCUGUGCUGCUGCUCAAACAAGUGGGUGUGUUUUCCCCCUCCCAUCGUAACCAUUACCUGAACGUGACACCCAACAACCUGCUGAGGAUCUACACCCCUAAUGGAGUCAGUCUGUCCUCCACUCAGCUCCCCCCGCUCGUCCUGGAGCCGAUGUUGACGUCACCUGCUCGGGCUCCCAGUGUCCUCCAGGGGCCCGUGUCUCGAAUGCACCUGGUGUUUGACGAGGAGGAUGAUGAGGGACAAGAGGGGGAAAUAUGCUCAGAGGGAGGCAAAGACCCUCAAGCCCCAACAGACACUAGAGCCGGCUCCAGCAGAGGCCCCCAAGAGCCUGCUGGGAACCCAGCACCACAGGACUCCAGCUGGGAUGCAGAUGAUGACCUGGAUGAACUCCUGGGAGAGUUGCCUGAGGACACCUACAGCUUUUGAUGUAACGUUACAUCAGCAAACCUUCUGUACAGACUGUCUCCGCUGACUGGAGUUAUUUCACGACUGAAUAACACUAAAGAUGUUAUCCUUUGUUUUCCUGACAUCACCUCUUUAAAAUCAUCUCUUCUCUGACCACUGAAGAACUUGUGAAAAUGUGUAUAUGGUGUAAACAUUUUUUUCCUAGUGUUCGAUAUCCAGUUCAUAAAUAACAGUUAGUUUUUUGUUACGGUGUAAUUGCUGUGCAUCACUGAUGAUUGAUGUGUUAUAAGUAGCACUCAACACAUGCUCAUUAAUUAAUCACAAUGCUCCAAAAAUCAGCUCUGUUUGAUUUCAGCUUCACGUCUUAUAUUCUCAUAAAGACUGUAAUUAUUCUGAGAUUGUGUGUGUAUUAAGGAUGCAAUUCCCUUACUUUCCUUUCAUUCUUAUCCAUUGUUGCACUUUGCUUCAGUGACCUUGAAAUGGAAGACUAAUCUCUACAGCAUUGAUUUGUUAAUUAUGCAAAAUGAAAGCGAGGUGAGGCUUCUUUGUCUGCUGCAUUUUACUGUUAGUUUUUGUCCUUGCCCUCCAUUUUCAGUCGUGUCUGUUUCUCCGAGCCUCAGAGUGGAGUGGAUGGACUGUGACCCGGGCUUGUUUACCAUGCAUUAAGAGGUGUAUCAGAGGUUUUCGGGCAGGGAUUGCAGGCUAGUAGUUUCAGGGUCCCAUGUGGUUUCCCUGACCAAAAAGUGUUUACUCAGCCCUGUCUGCAGAGAGCCAGGGCUUCAGGGUGAAGUCGCACUGUGACUAACAGGCUCUUAUGGAGGCUUUCCCAACAGGAUCCAGAUCCAGACUCCUCCACUACCCUGGCUCACUGUAACAGAUUCAGGUUAAUCCUCAUUUUGUGUAUAAUGCAGCUGCUUAAAUUGCCUGGUUUAUGUUCAAAAGAGAGAGAAUGGGGAUGAUGGAAUAGGGUGCAUUUUCAGUGUUGAAAUCAUAGCCAUGUUAUUGUAAAAAGGGCUGCUAGUCGAUCACAUCAACUCGAUAUGGUAUUAAAGACCAUUAAAGGGACAGUUCACCAAGGUUUCUCUCUCAGCCCUAGUGAUAUCUAGCCAGUUUUGGUUUUACUUGUCCAGGCUUCGAGUCUCCUUCAUUUGUGGUGCUCAAAGCACUGGGAAAUGACAUUAAAACAAUUCAGCAGCAACAUGUCUUUCCAAAACAGUAUCCUGGGUACUGUGGGCAAUCGAUAAUCCACACUCCCCACUGUGAACACUUUUCAGUGAAGCCACUUUAUACUGCAGAUAAAUGAAGCGUUGACAGUGUGUUUCGUGGAUUUUCAUAGAUUAUCCAGAGUAACCAGGUCACUGAUUCUAGAGAGAUGUUGCUGCUGAAUUUUUUUUGACGCAGGUUUUUUUUUAAAUGUUUUUAGCAGCACAAACAUCCAUUGUUUUGGGGUGGUGGCAGAAAUCUCUGACGACAAUCUCAAAUCUUGGGUAAAUAAAACCAGAGCUAGG
Siniperca chuatsi (mandarin fish) is the source of this 3564-nucleotide messenger RNA. RefSeq names its product homologous recombination factor with OB-fold (gene hrob). The coding region runs from base 185 to 2077 and encodes 630 amino acids. The transcript is spliced from 10 exons. Gene Ontology annotation, biological process: recombinational repair. The record is from RefSeq and is a predicted model, not a curated record. NCBI's taxonomy places the organism in Eukaryota, Metazoa, Chordata, Actinopteri, Centrarchiformes, Sinipercidae.